Molecule: messenger RNA, 2295 nt
Organism: Linepithema humile (Argentine ant)
Lineage: Eukaryota; Metazoa; Arthropoda; Insecta; Hymenoptera; Formicidae
Source: RefSeq, a predicted model, not a curated record
GUAUCAAUGUCUAAUGUCAUACUAAAGUGAAAUUUUUACGAAAACGAUCGAUAAAUAUAAGGUUUGUUCCUUUAUUGCUGCACUGGGAUUGCAUUAUAACAGGAUAAUACAAGACAGAUAGAUAGUCUGAUCUGUACUAUCUUGUUUAGUACAGUUCCAGUGCAGCUAUAAAGAACAAAUGAUUUCCUGCAAGAGCGAAAUUAGUUAUUUGAUACCACCAGAGAGAGCGGUACUGUCAAAGUAUUUAUGUCAAAAUAUUGUACAUUUCUUGCAAAUUAUUUUAAUGAAAUUAUUGCACAUAGACAUAAUUCAUUAGACUUUAUUGACAGCAAGGUACUCUUGAUCUAGUUAUUAAUAAGAUUCUCUCUUACAUUUUUCUUUUUGUGAUAAAUAUAUUUUGUUCCGAUUGAACAUUGAAGAUCCCAUACUAUGGCACCUAAAAGAAAAUGCAUAUUUAAUGAUAAAUUACAAGAAGAGUUCCCUUUUAUUAAAAAGACAGUUACAGAAAGUGAUGUUAGAUGUGAAAAAUGUACGGCUAAUUUUAAUAUUGCAAAUAGUGGGAAAGCGGCAAUAAAACAGCACAUAGAGACAUCAAAGCAUAAAGAGGCUGAUUUGAGAGCUUCAUCAUAUAAACAGAUAAAAUCAUUUUUUAGAAGUGAAAUGUUUCAAGAUAGAGAAAAAUCUUUGGCUCUUAAAGAAGCUAGCUGGAGUUAUCAUUUAGUACAACAUAAUCAUUCGUUUCGUUCUAAUAACUGCACUUCAAAAUUAAUAAAAAAAUGUUUUGAUGAACAAUAUUCUUGUGCUAGGACAAAAACAGAAGCUAUAAUUCUUAAUGUUUUUAGUCCAUAUUUAGUUAACUUGUUAAAAACUGAUUUAUCUAAAGUGAAUUAUGUUACAAUUUAUUCCGAUUGUUCCAAUCAUGGUAAUGUAAAAUUAUGUUCGGUUCUUAUUAGAUAUUUCUUACCAAAUGAAGGUAUUAAAGUUAAGAUUUUAUCUAUAAAACAAUUACCAGGUGAAACUUCAGAUAUUUUAAAAGAUUGUAUCUGGGAUUUGCUAAACGAAUAUGAAUCUACAAAAAAAUUAGUGGCUUUAUGUGCUGAUAACACCAAUUGUAAUUUUGGUGGCGCUCAAAGAAAAGGCAAAAAUAAUGUUUUUUAUAAAAUUCAAAGAAUGUGUGACAAUAAGUUAAUUGGUGUCAAUUGUGCCGCCCAUAUAUGCAAUAAUUGCAUUUGCACUGGUUCGGAAUGUCUCCCAAUUGAUAUUGAAGUUAUAUUAGUAAAAAUUUAUUCAUAUUUUUACAUCUAUACAAUCAGAAUUGAAAAUUUUAAGGAAAUUUGUGAUGAUGUAGAUGUUCAAUAUCACAAAUUACUAGGUUACGUAAAACCAGAUGGUUGACUCUGUUACCAGCUUUAGAAAGGAUUUUGAAAUUGUUCCAUCCUCUUAAAUUGUAUUUUUUGGAGCAAGAAAAAUGUCCUACAAUUUUAAAAAUCUUUUUUAACAAUCCUUUUGCUGAAGCAUGGUUAUUUUUUGUUCACAGUCAAGCUUAUACUUUUCAUACACAUAUUCUAAAAAUAGAAUCUCAAAAUAUUUCUAUGUGCGAAACUUUCCAUAUUUUGAAAGAAUUAAAAUUAAAAUUAAUUGAACGUAAACAACAAGAGUUCCUACCUAUAAAUGUUAAAAAAAUUAUUUUAGAAUUAGAAAUAUACCAAAGCCAUGAAGUUAAAUUAUUUAAAGAAAAUGUGCAAUUAUUUUACCAAACCUGUAUUGAAUAUUUAAAUCAAUGGGACAAUGCUUUCCUAGAAAUGGAAGUAUUUGAAUGGAUUCUUUUACGAGAAAUUCCAUUAUUAUGGUCAAAAGUGGAAGAGAGUCUUUCUCUUAUUUUAAAUAAAAUAGAACUAAAUAUUGAUGACGGUGAACUAUUUGAUGAAGUUUGUUGCAUAAGAAGCUAUAUUACCAAAGAAAAACUUGAAGAGUGGCAAAAAAAUACAAGAAUGCCUUGUGAUGAAAAAUGGAUAGAAAUAUUUAAGCAUUUUAGUGAGAAACAAAUAUCUUUUAAAAAUAUAUUAAAAAUUGUUGAAUACUGUUUAUGUCUUCCUGGCUCAAAUGCUCCAACUGAAAGAACAUUUUCAAUUAUUAAUAAUUUUUGGAGCAGCGAAAAAGCACAAAUAAAAGUUGAAACUCUAGAAGCCUGCAUUCGCACAAAAUUCAACUACGAUAUGAAUUGUUUGCAGUUUCAUGAUUUUCUCAAAAAUAAUCAUAAACUUUUAAAAAAAUCCAUUUAUCUGAAAAAUAUCA